Messenger RNA from Ipomoea triloba (trilobed morning glory), 3537 nucleotides. RefSeq lists its product as uncharacterized. NCBI's taxonomy places the organism in Eukaryota, Viridiplantae, Streptophyta, Magnoliopsida, Solanales, Convolvulaceae. The transcript has 5 exons. The coding region runs from base 835 to 3393 and encodes 852 amino acids. The record is from RefSeq and is a predicted model, not a curated record.
AUUCUUCUUAUUAAUUGCAUAGUAUUUAAUUUAGACAUUAGGAAGGGUUUACCGCCUGACUCGUGAAGUAAUUUAUUAAGCAAUCCAAGAGAAUAAGCUCCCACCCAGAUAGGACCAAGGAGCUUAAAAAUGGUGGAAUAUUUAAUGAUUUCACGGGCAUUUUCUCCCUCCUUGUACAACUGUGCACACAGGUAGUGUGUUCUGUGUGUGUAAUCUGUGAUCCGACCUUCCCUCGUCAAAGCUUCCGACAGAUUUUUGCCUUUUCCCACAUAAGACAAGCCAUCAUUUGUGUAACAACCACCCACAUUUUUUUUUUCAUUAAUUCCCUCAUUAUAUUACAGCACUGGAUUAUAUUAGUGAAAAAAGCCAAAAAGAAAGGGAAAACAAAGGGGUCAAAAGUCUUAGUUCUUGAAAUUAUGGAGAUAUUAUAGUGGAUGGAGAACGGAAAGUCAAGAUUCACAUGCUAGUUUGGAUUUGUAUAUUGUAUAUAUUCUUUUGGGAUGGAUCUGAGGUUUCUGAGUCAAAAACAGAGCUGCAAUGCAGGUGAGAAUUAAAAUUCGUUAGCCCUUUUUUCAUCCAUUUGCAUUUGAGGUAGUAUGAAAGGAGGAGAAUUGGGUUGAUCAAAGAUUCUGUUUUUAUCCAUCAGGAGCCAAAAAAAGUGUGUCAGUAUUUUAAAGCUGAAGAAGAGCUGUGUUUUGUCUGUCUACAUCAUCAAGCUUUUGACAGCUUGGGUGAGAUAUAUAUAUAUAUAUGUUGAGGUGAAUCCACUGGGCAGAGUUUGAAUAAACCUUUGAAUGAUUCUAUGAAAUUUGUGUGAUAGAAAUACUACAGAACAUGCCACAAGACAGGCCGAGAUCUGUGUUAUACAGAUCAUUUCUCACCUGUGAUGAUCCUAGGGGUGUAGUUGAAUGCAAUAGGAUUAGGAAGUCGAAGACUGAGCUCCCGAAGAUGGUGGAUGAUGAUAAGCUUGUAAAACGAGCAGUUCGUGAAGGAGGUAUGAGCGUGUCUGCAUCGAAGAAAGAACGCGAAGAAAGGGUAUACCAAGGGUGUGCAGAUGAGUUAAAUGCGUCGUGUUCUGUCCAGCUCAUGGAGGUAUCUAGAGGAGCUCAGAAGCUGACUCGAGUGAUUGAUUCGUGGUCAAAGGGAGGUGGGUUAGACAGGAAGUCGAAGGAGGUUGCUAAGGACUUGUUGAAAGGAGCUCUUGAUUUGCAGGAGUCUCUUGAAAUGCUGGAGAAGUUGCAGGAGGCGUCGGGAUUUAUGGCAAAGAUGAACAAGCCAACAAAAGAGAGAAGUGGGAAAGGUGUUGAAAGGACUAAAUCUGAACGAGUUGUAGGGGAUCAAAAGUACAAACUGGAGGAGUUCCACAGACCGAGACAUUCUAUUGAUGGAGCUUCGUCUUGGGAUUGUUACGACGAGCUGAGGGAGGUGAUAAGGGACAGCUUUGCUAGACAGAAGUUGUUGCCAAUGCCACCCAAUAGUGGUGCAGAAAAGGCGAGUUUUGGAAGUAGAGAACUGGACUUUUCUCCAGAUCUCCCAUCCACUAGCUCAAGCCAAUCCUCUUAUGAAAAGCGUUGUUUUGAUAGAAGACAAUUGCUUUCAUCUCCCGAUCUCCCCUCUACUAGCUCAAGCCAAUCGUCCGUGUUUCAAUCCCACGAGUUUUCUUCUUUUGGCAGCUCUCUUCCAAAGGUUCAACCUUUGAAACCAAAAGCCCCGAAUUUGAUUGCAAAGCUGAUGGGUCUUGAGGAAAUAAUUCCUUCACAGCCCAACAAACAGAUGGAGAAAGACAGGCUUUCCAAUCAGAGGAGACCUGCAUUUGAAAUUGAUUUGCCAAAGGCAAAGAAACCCCCUAUUGUUGUUGAGAACAUGGAUACAAAGCAAAGAACUCUAGAAGAAAUUAUUGGGGCUAUGCAAUUCAAGGGGCUACUGAAAAGCUCCCCUUUUAACGAAUCAAAGCAGCCCGUUGUUUCAGAUUUUGAAAACGAAGUUGAUCAAUAUUGUGAACCCAUUGUGAUCAUGAAGCCCCAAUAUGCUCUCCACUCUAGAACGUACCCUUGUGAGGAAAAUUCUGUGAACCCCAAAGAUAUGCCUACAAAUUGGAAAAGAAAAGAAUUCACAACUGAACCCACCGGACAGCCAAAAGGAGCUCCUAAUGUUGCUGUCAAGAAAAACUUGAGAGCAGAAAAAACUGAAGUGACCAAAUCUACGCGUGAAGGAGGGUCUAAACAACUGACAAGUUCAAAUGACAGUGGGAUCAGGAUUAUGGGAAAACUAUCUUCUAAUAAAACAAUCAAUCCUGCGAAGCCUAGGGGGCAAGAGAAGAAAGAAGUUAUUGAGAAAAGGGUUGAUAAGAUUCAAAAGAUAGCUCCUAAAACGAGGAAAGAAGAAAUGAAAAACGUGAAAUUUAGGGAGGCCGUUAAACCGCAUGGCUUAGAGAAGAUGACCUCUGUCAAGCUUAGGAAACAGGAGACUGUGCCAAAUAUAUCACAAAAACAAGUUACUCAGCAAAAGAGCACGACCUCAAAUCUUACUCUAAAUCAUGCUGCUGUGUCUCGUAACUCCAGAAAUAACAAGUAUAUGAAAAAAACUGACAAGCCCGAAAGAAAGUCCUCUGUAGCUAUUGUUGAGAAUCUGGGAGACAAUAAAGCACAGAUAGACCUUAAAUCCAAGAAAGAGACCGAUAAAACAGAAAAUGAAGAUGAAGUGUCAGAAACGCUCCACCUUGAGGAAGUGUCUGAUGUUUCCCAGACUCUCAUCAUUGAUGAUCAUAGCGAAGCUGAAAGUCUUUCUUGUGUCUCUACCGUUCCAACCAUCCACAGUGAGAGCAGUAGCGAGUGUAAGGAAUGUGAUCAGCAUUGCGUCGCUCCCAAAUCAAAACCUGAAGCCAAUGCUACAAAGAAUUUGCUCCUAAGCAAUACAUCUUUUCUCAGUCAUGCUGAAGGGCUUUUCGAUAUUUAUUCAUGGCAACCUGUGGAGUUGAAGCCCGAUAGCUCACACAACGAAACGCCCGAGACUAAACUCUUACUGGAUUGUGCAAGUGAAUUACUCGAGAGCAAAAAGUUGCAGAUUACACUGUCUGUCGUUGACACAUUACCGAAGAAACCUAUUAGGUCACAAGUCCAUAUCUCGCUAGACAAGUUGGUGGCUGAAAUUUGUUGCGGGAUAGAAACUCUAAGAAGCUACAAGGAUCUUACCGCAACUCUUUCUGCAGACACCCUUUUUGCAUUGGUCGAGAGAGAUCUGCAGUGCAACGUAGCAGUUAGCGGGGGGGCAUGGGAUUUGGGUUGGAGGAAAGGGUUCACUUACGACGAAGUCGAGCAUGUAGUGGCUGACAUGGAGAAGCUCCUCUUAGGUGGAAUUCUUGAGGAUGCACUUGCAGAUUUUGGAUGGCAGUGACUUUGUGUACACAAUGUUCAGGUACACAGAUUUAUGAACAGCAAAUCUUAACUUCUAAGCUGUAAAUAACUAUACACCUACUGAUACAAAGAUGCAUCUAAAUUUCACCCCUCUUUACUAAUUGAUUCAUUUGAAGGUGCCAAA